Messenger RNA from Apis mellifera (honey bee), 6963 nucleotides. RefSeq names its product eukaryotic translation initiation factor 4E transporter. Bases 706 to 4377 code for a protein of 1223 amino acids. Gene Ontology annotation, cellular component: cytoplasm; nucleus. The transcript has 16 exons. Gene Ontology annotation, molecular function: mRNA binding. The record is from RefSeq and is a predicted model, not a curated record. Gene Ontology annotation, biological process: negative regulation of translation. NCBI's taxonomy places the organism in Eukaryota, Metazoa, Arthropoda, Insecta, Hymenoptera, Apidae.
UGUAAAUGCUCCUUUUCGAUAAAUCCUUAAGAAGAUGGCGCUCGAUUAAUGCAAUGUUCGCAUGUAAAGAUGACGUAGUACUAUCUAUAAGAUUGUAGCAAGCUAGAACGCUCUCCGUUGUGGAUCAAGGAAGCAGUGAGAAACAACGGCGGAAGUGGGGAUCGUGCGCCAUUUUCUAUUUUUGUAUAGCAGUGAACUAAUGUUGUGUGUGUACAUUUUGUGUGAUAAAUCGAUGGAUUAUUAAUAAUUGACGGAGGACGUGUCGAUGUAAUGAAAUGAUAUUCGGAAACACGUGCUUCGAAUCUCACGCAAUUAAUUUUUUUUGCGUUUAUCUUCUAUAUAACUGUGCGUAAACCCGUAGCUCGUAGCACGUAAACACUUUUUCUUCAUUUCUCUUUUCAACGAGUGAGAGUGGCCAAGCCAUCGUAUUGGAACUGUUACUGGCAAUCGACAUUACUAUCAUUUUGUUCGAUCGCAAUUCUUUCCUCGCUUAAAGAUAAAACUGAGAUAUAGAAAGGAAAACCAGUCUGUGAUACUAAACAGUACUAAGGUAUAUAGCUAGAAUAUAAACUCUUCAAUUAGAUAUACGUGUGUAUGGCGUAUGAGACGUAGAUAGAUCACAUAAAAGAUCUAAAAAAAAUAAAGUCCGUAUAGUGUGUGCUGUGAAUUUACCUUAUUCGAGGAAUAAACGUGGUGAAGAACACAAUGUCUCAGGAAUCUGUGACAAAUGACAAACAACUAUCAACUUCCAAAGAUAAAGGAGAUGAAGCAAUUAUAUCUAUGUCGGUAGCCGGGGAAGUAACCGACACUUCAAUUAUGGAAGUAGGCCGUUCAAGACCUCAAUUCCAAUAUUCCCGGGAGGAAUUAAUGCUGAUAAAGAGUUUGCCAUUAUCUAAGAGGAGGCCUGAUUUCUUAGAUACCUCAUAUAACAAUUCGCGUGGUGUGUGGGAUCCUGAACGUUGGCAUUCGGGUAGGAAGCGAAGUGAUACACCACCGAAAGAUGAAAGAACUGGACGUGGUGAUCAAGUUACUGAAAAUCAUAACAAACGUCGUAAUGGAGAUCCACGUGAACGAAUUCGUAAGGAACAAGAUGGAAUAGUAUUGAGUCCUCAACGUAGAAGUUUUAAUUCAGGUUGUUUUGUCAACGUGAAUCAACCUUCGAAUCGACGUCCUGAAAGUCCAAUAGGAAAAACAGAGGUUAGCCAUAGAGAACCUGUUCGACGAAUAGGAAGCGGUAGAAUUUUAACUCGCGAUAUAUGGGACUUUAGACCAGAGAAUGAGAAAUUAGAACCUGCUUUUCGAUCUGGAGCAGGUGGUGGUACUUCUAUGCGUGAUCGUGAUAACAGGGAUAUUCGUGAUGGAAAAGAUCGAGAGAAUGCGAGAGAAAGAGAUCGUGAUCGCGAUAAUUUGCGUGAACGGGAUGAGAGAAACGAACGGUUCGAAAGAAGAUCUUUUGGUCGUGAUUAUAGUGAUAGAGAAAGGGAACGAGAUCGAGAUAGAGCAACUGAACGGAAUGAUCGUAAUCAUCAAUCGGAACGUGAUAAAGAUCGCGGUCGUGAACGAAGAUUUAGUAAUGAUCGUAGACGAACUUAUAGCGAAAAUCGUAGUGAUGCGGAUGAACCAGAAUGGUUUAGUUCUGGACCAACAUCUCAACAUGAUACUAUUGAAUUAAGAGGUUUUGAAGAUAUCCCUGAAGAAAAAGCUGUGAACAAUAACAAUAGCAAUACUAAAAAUAAAAAACAAACUCCAGUCCAGAAAAAGCGCGGAAAGAAAAAUUCAUUGGAAAAAGAUGAAAAACAAAACGAAAAUUCAACAGGUCCGAAAGGACGAAGUACACCGACUACGAUGGAUCAAUCUUUAAAUGUUGUAGCCGCGCCUCAUUCGCCGAUUUCAGAACAAAAUGAAUCAUCAUCUCUUGUACAAAAAACUAAUCACGAUUCUAAUGUGAGUGCCAUGACUGAACAAAGUUGUGAGACAACAGAUAAUUCUAGCACUAUUAAUCAAAACCAAGAGGAUAGUCAUCCUGAUUUCAAUCUUGAUGAAUUUUUAAAAUCUGAUACAUUCCCUGGCGUACCUGGGCUUUUAACUAAUGGAGUUGGUUCAAAUGGAGGUUCUUGUUCCCGAUUUAGUCAAUGGUUUAAAAGAGAAAGUCCAGUUCAACAAGUGGAUAGUCGUAGAACUUCUAUACAGGAUGAUAUAUUGAACAAUCUUCUUAAUGAUAUUACUGAGCCAAAUAUUCAAAUUCCAUCAGUGACAGAAUCUAAUACAUAUUUUGCUCCCAUUUCCCCUGCUAAUACAACAACAACAAAUAAUACUACAUCUAAUACUACUAGUGUAAAGCUGCUAGAAAUGCUGCAGCGUGGAAAUAAAUCAAAUCAGAAUGGACAAGGAGAUGCAGCUAAUACUGUCAUACCGAUGAUGAAAAGUUCAUCUAUUAAAGAUAUGGAAGUUGGUGGAAAAAUUGUGCAUAGUCUUGAAGAAUUAGAAGCACGUAUGCGGGGUGGUGUUCCCCCACCUACUUCUUCGACUGAUCAACCUCAUGUAAAUAAGACUGAAGAAGAUCUCUCUGCGUUUAAAAAAUUGCUUGCUCAAGUAACUGGAGGACAGGCUAUACCAGCGGCAAACGGUCCUAUUUCACAAAAACAACCUGUAACACUCAUACAAUUACUUAACUCACAACUGAAAACACAACCAAUUGCUCCCCAACAGUCAGUCCCGGAACCAAUGCAUACUACAACAUUUAAUCAUGUUGGUUCUCUUGGGCCAACUCAACAUCCACAUCAGGCACAAAUGCAACAUGAAAAUUUAAUGAAAGUAUUACAGAUUCAACAACAACAGAAACAACAUCAUCAACAACAACAGCAUUCAGAUAUGUUAUCUAUGAUGAUGGGUGGUCAACGAAUGUUAGGUAUGAGUCCUGUUCCUCCGGAAAUGCAAAUAAUGUUGAGUAAUGCUCCAACAAGUCAGGAACUUCUUCAAAGACCGGAAGCUCAAGCAAUUAUUCAAGGUCUACAACAAGGAGAAAUAACUAGACAACAUCUCAUACAGCAAUUACAGAAUCCAGCCAUGCAACAUCGUCAUAGGGAAGUCUUAGUAAAUAUUUUGAAAAUGUAUGGUGGUACUACGCCGCGUACUAUAAGUCCGCACCCUAGUGCACCUACACCUCAAGAUCAUAUUUUGCAACAAAUGUUAUAUCAGCAACAACAACAAAGGAUUCCAUCUCCUAUGAAUAAUGCUUAUUGUCCACCUUCAAUAAUAUCUCCAAAUUUGACUGCUAGUCCCAGUACAUUAACAGUACAGCAUCCAGUGAUGCAGCAUAGGGUUCCUUCACCGAGGGAAAUUGUUAUGCAUGCUCAAUCUAUAAUGCAAAGUGCUUUAAUUAAGAAAAAGUUGGAGGAACAACGUGAAAACUUCCGAAAGCGACAAGAUCAACAGCAACAGCAGCAACAACAACAAGCUCAACAAAGAGCAUCAAGUCCUGUUAAUUCACCAGCAAAACAAACUAUGAGUCCAACACCACUUGCUUUUACUCCGACAUCAGUGUUACGUAAAAUGACUGCCGAUAAGGAACCUGAGGGUAAUAGUAAUGAUCCAUCGAAAUUGGGAACUCAAUCACAAACAUCUCAAAUGCAACAAAUGCAAUCUGCAGUUCAAUUGUUGACACAAGGAGUUCUUUCUCGACAUAAUACUUUACGACCACAGUCUGUCCAAUCUACUUGGUCAAAUCCAACUAUAAAACAACAUCCAGGUCGACCUAUAGUAAAAGGUGGUGGUGGUGGUGGUAGUGGUAAUGGUGGUAAUCAAUUCCAAUACGGUGGAAACUCAGAUUUCCAACAGCAGCAACAACAACAGCAACAACAUAGAACGGUUUCAAGCGUGUAUGGUAAUCCUGCGCGCUCCAAACAUACCAUGACUAGUUCCAUAGCACAUCAUAAUGUUCCACAAUACAAUGUUGCUCAAAAUUCAAUGAUAAAUCAGAGGUCAAAUAGUAUGAAUAAUCAAAUGAAGAUACAACAAGCUCCAUCACAUCUAGCUAAUAUGCAACAUCAACCAUCGCAACAACAACAACGGAUUCUUAAUUCACAAAUGCAAAUGGUCUUAAAUCAAAACUAUAACUCCAGUCGUGCAGAUGGGCGAGUAAUGCGGUCGCAGCAAUUGAAUAUGCCCGUAGGUCGGCAAGCAUCACCAGGUUUAGGAUACGUGGGUAGCAAUGGUGGAGAUCUUUCACCAACUUCAAAUCAGUUGGCACGAUGGUUUAGUCCAGAACUUCUUGCACAAGCUCGAGCUGGUAAGCUACCAGAGCUUGUCCAGACAAAUGUUUUAUCAUUGGAGGAAUUAGAAAGACUUCAACAUGCAUCAACUACAGUGCAUAAUUAGAUUUAUAUUAUAACUUUUCAUCUGUUUAAAUGCAAGCACAGGAUCCUAUCGGCGCAGUUUAUUGCUCUAAUAACUUAUAUAUUUUAAAUUAGAUGGCUUUUCAUAUUAAACAGUCAGUAUGAAGAUUCACUUUAAUUAAGAAGAAAUCCAUUUCAGUAAAGAAUAAAAAAUCCUGCUUGCAUAUACAGUCAUUUAGGUAAUAAACCUUAAUGGAAGUAAGGUUUAGCUAUAUAAGAUCUACUUUGAUAAGAGACAUUUUGGACACGAUAGAUUAAUUGAACAGUAUUUCCUUUCUAAAGAUAGGAAAUAUUUUUUUUUUUUUUUUUUUUUUUUUUUUUUUUGAGUAACUUAUGGCUUAUUUAUAACAAAUUUUACAAAAGGUAUUAAUUAAAAAACUACAAAUGUACAGAGGAAUAUGAAAUAAUAAUAUAAAAUCGAAAAUAAUUAAAAAACGAUAAGCCAUUUAAAAACAAAUCUAAUUGAACAUCUUUCUAUGAAAAAGAGAUUUAUUGCUUAUAAGACUGAAAAAAAAUAUGAAAAUUCUUAGUAUUGAAAAAACAAAAUAUUAUUUCACUAUGCAUAGUUUCUAAAUGGCAGUAAAAGUGAAAAUUAUUUGCCUAUGGACAGCAAGACUUUAUUUAUAAAUUACUGUAAUUAUGGUUCAAUUUUGAAACUUAUUUAUUAUUAUCGUGUCUUUACUUAUUAUUGAAUUGCAAUGUUAUUAAUUUAAUAACAUUUUUGACCAUUUAUUUUCUCAGCAUAAAGUUUGCAGAGUCCUUUAGGUAAAUAAUUAUGAUUAAACCUCAAGAAAGUUGCAAAUUGCAACAUAUGUGAAUACAGUUACAUAUACAGAAAAAAGUGUCAUAUUAUAUUCUACUUAUACUAUUACGGACAAUGUGGUCGUAUGAAUAGAAUAAACAUGCGAUAGCGAAACAAGAGCAAGUAUUCAUCAAAUCUUGCAUAUAUUAAGGAAAUAAAUAUAUAAUAUAUAUUACUUUGUAGAAGCACGCGUGAGGGUACUGUGUUAUUAUCAUGUUUGAAAGCGAAAGCUAAAACAAAAGCAGCCUUGGCAGAUAUAUAAAAAAAGCAUUUGCAAAAUUUAUAGAAAGGAAGGAGAAAGGAAAAAAAGAAACAGAAAAGAGAGAACAUUCCACCGGUUUAUAAUGAGAUAAAAUAAACGAAACAUAUUUACAAAUUGAAAAGAUUCAAUAUCGAUAUUGCUGCCAAUUGUGUGUUUGCUUCGUAAUUAACUCGUUAUUUUUGUGAUUACAUUUUUCGUACAAUCAUAUUUAUAUUUGACAUAUAGCAAUAAUAAUACAGAAAUUUGUUUUUCUUUUUUUUUUUUAUUUUCUUUUGAUCUAAUUUGUUAUUUGGUUAAUAAUAAUUAAUCAAUCGAGGUCUCGUCAGUUGUACGAAAUUGCAUUUUCCUCUAAUUUAAGAAUGAAUUCUAUUUAUAUACUUUUUAAUAUUCUUGAACUCAAUAAGGACAUUAAAAAAAAUCUGACAUGGUGUUAAUGAUCAAGAAAUAUUUUUUUAAAUUUAAUUUUGUGUUCGAAUAUAUAAAGUAACAUUUACAUAAUUUCAUUGAAUUAUAGUAUUUCUGAACUUCUGUUAAAUCUAUAUCUUGUUUUACAAUACACUAUUUAAUAAAAUUAAUUUCCAUAUUUGAAUAUACUUAUUCCGUCUUUUUACUUAAUUUAAAGUUUUUUCGGAAUUUCGUAAAAAUAUUUAUAUGAUUUUUUAUUGAAAUGAGUGCUUCAUAAUUAAGAAUGUCUUCAAUAAUCAUGAAUGUAUUUAUGAAAAUUUAUCGUGCAAUCAUGUAAUUGUACACUAAAUGUUGAUUACAAAAAUAAUUGACAAAAACUACUGAGUUUAUUAUAAAACAACAACAAUAUUAAAAAACAAAUUUUGAAGAGUAAUGUAAGAAUUUCAUAAAAUAUAUUGUAGCUGUGCUGCAGGCAAUUAUAUAACUCAUGGGAAAUGCGAUAAAACUUUUCGAGGCUAAGCAUAUAAUUUUCAUUUAAUUAAAACAAAAAAAAUUUAGCGAAAUAUGUAAUAUAUUGUAUUAUUCAGUAUGAUUAAAAAUCUAAUUUUUAAUAUUUCUAUUGUUCGAAUGUUUUUCGAUAUGAAAAAUGCGUAAUGUUCAGAUUUAAUUUUUAAUUAUUCAAUCAAUGUCAGUUCAUGUUUAGACUUACAUAAUAUGUGCAUAAUUAUGCAAAACUGUGCUAUAAAACCAAAACUAUUGGAAAUUAUUUACCGGGAAUGUAAUUACAUGUACUGCCAACAACAUAUUAGUGUUAUUAAGUACCAAAAAAAAGAAUUAGACAGUGACAUUUGUUCUCAAAUAUCACUUGCAGACAACAUUGUUGCCUUAAGAGAGGCUAUUAUAAUUGAGAUCUAUAUAAAAAACGUAUAAAUAUAACAAGAACAAUUUAAAUGAAAUGUUCUUCAUGAAGGAAAUUGCAUUUACAUUAGAUUCAUUUAUAAAAAUAGUAAUGCUUGACCACCUUGGUGGAAAAUGUUUCUUACAAAAUUGUAAAGAACUUUUAAUUCACUUUUUUAAAAAUAAAAGGAAAGGUAAUAGUG